This is a messenger RNA of Numida meleagris (helmeted guineafowl), 777 nucleotides long. It is a transcript of the gene PDK2, whose product is annotated as pyruvate dehydrogenase kinase 2. The transcript is spliced from 4 exons. NCBI's taxonomy places the organism in Eukaryota, Metazoa, Chordata, Aves, Galliformes, Numididae. Gene Ontology annotation, biological process: regulation of glucose metabolic process; protein phosphorylation. Gene Ontology annotation, molecular function: pyruvate dehydrogenase (acetyl-transferring) kinase activity. The record is from RefSeq and is a predicted model, not a curated record. Gene Ontology annotation, cellular component: mitochondrion. The annotation marks the transcript as partial.
GGGGGGGUGCUGAGCCCCUCCCCCUGUGCCAGUGUCCCCUCCGUUUGGGGUGACCUUGAGGUGACCGUCUGCUCCCCCAGGUACGUGCAGAGCCUGCUGGACAUCAUGGAGUUCCUCGACAAGGACCCCGAGGACCAGGCCACGCUGGGGCAGGUAUUUUGGGGUCACCAUGGCCGACAUGGGACCAUCUUGGGGUGCAUGGGGUGGGGGUUCAGAGAUGCGUGGGGACGGCACGGUGACCUGGGGAGACGUGGCACAGCGGUGGCACACGGACACAGCUGCGUGCACACGGUGCCACCCGUGGUUCCGGGGGGCGGUUUGGGCACUGACCCCAUUGCCCGUGCCCCACAGGCCGGCUUCGGGUACGGCCUGCCCAUCUCCCGCCUGUACGCCAAGUACUUCCAGGGGGACCUGCAGCUCUUCUCCAUGGAGGGCUUCGGCACCGACGCCGUCAUCUACCUGAAGGCGCUCUCGACGGACUCGGUGGAGCGGCUGCCGGUGUACAACAAGUCGGCGUGGCGGCACUACCAGGCCAGCCAGGAGGCGGGGGACUGGAGCGUGCCCAGCACCGAACCCAAGAACACCUCCACCUACCGCGUGCCGUAGGGCGGGGGGCACCGCCGGGACCCCCACCGUGGUGGCACUUGGGUACGGGAGCAGGGGGCGGCGCUGGGGUCCCCCACUCGGGUGUUACGGGUGGGAAGGGGAAGCCCUUCUUGCCCCCAACCCACCAGCCUCGGUGCCCGCCCCAUAGCGGGCACUGCCCCAUGGGCAGCG